CCUACUCUCGCUUUCUCCGUCUCCGCUGCUGCAGAACGGACCGUAAAGCUGUAUGCUGCCUCUUCCUCCCUGCCAGACCGGGACUCCGAUCAAGCUCUACUUGUGGAGAAAGACCAAUUAGCUGUGACCAACCUUUACCCAUCCUGUGAGGACGCAAGGACCACAACGUCAAGAUUGCAGUGUUAAAAAAAAAACAUCUGGGAAAAUAUAUCUUAACACUUAUCAUUUGAAAGGACAUGUAGUUGAUAUACUGAAAGAACCGUCACCAUUCGGACGCCCUGAGGCCUCACUGGUCUACUGCUCUACCCAGCUUCUGCUGCCCUUGAGUGGGCCUUCUGCUCCUGGAGGAGUUCACUUAAUCCACUAUUGUAGAGGUGCUCAUCACUUGGUUUAUUGGUGGCCAACAGAGGUGUUACCAAAUGCUGUCAUACCACAGGCUUUCAUUGCUGACGACUGGCAGAUGAUCUAAGAACAUCCAACUCAAGGCAUUCUACCGUUCUCUGAGAGGGACUUCCUUCCUCGUCUGCGUUGUCUCGAGGCGUACGGUCGUCGGGGGCAAUGAGCAGCUGCUGGGGAGACGGUCUCCGUUUGACGUGGAACACCUAAAAUGGGGACUGAGCUCGCUGCCAUGCUGCACGCUCGGCUCUAAUUAUCAAGGAGAAGCCUUUCUGUUCACCUCUUCGCUCUACUCGGACUUGGCCUGCUCGCCACUGACCCUCAAAGCCCUUCCAUCUUUGAAUUUGGACUCCUUUCCUUCCUCCUUUCCUUUUUAACUCUCCUCCUCCUCCUCCUUUCCACUGAGACAGCCUGAAACACUCCAAAUCAUGGCCAGCAGACUCUGUUUGUCCUCCCCGACGUCUCCCUCCCUGUUUCUCUCCCUCCUGCUGCCUGCACUGUUGGUCCUCCGUCUGCCUGGUGUGGUGAAAGGAGACUGCUGGCUGAUAGAGGGGGACAAAGGUUACGUUUGGCUGGCUAUCUGCAGUCAGAACCAGCCUCCGUAUGAGACCAUCCCCCAGCACAUCAACAGCACGGUGCAUGACCUGAGGCUGAAUGAGAACAAACUUAAGGCAGUGCUCUUUAGCUCCAUGUACCGCUUCACAAACCUUACUGACCUCAAUCUGACCAAGAACGAGAUCAGCUACAUCGAGGAUGGGGCCUUUGUCGGACAGGCCAACCUACAGAUUCUCCAGCUAGGAUACAACAAGUUGACUAACCUGACUGAGGGCAUGUUGAGAGGUCUGGGUCGUAUGCAGUGCCUCUUCUUGCAACACAACCUCAUUGAGGUCAUUUCCACCAAUGCCUUCUGGGAGUGCCCCAGCCUGAGCAGCUUAGACUUAUCUUCCAAUAAACUGGCUCGUCUUGAUCCAUCUACCUUCACUGUCCUCAGCAGGCUGAUGGUGUGUGAACUGGCAGCGAACCCGUUCCACUGUGGCUGUGAGCUCUAUAGCUUUCUCACCUGGCUGGAGGAGUUUAAUAAUGUAACCCACACCUAUGACCGCCUCCAGUGUGAAACCCCUCCAGAAAUGACCGGUUAUCCACUCCUGAGCCCUGUGCCUGGAAACGGAAGAAAUGCUCGUUACAUCCUUUUAUCCAUGUGUCGCGAUGGUGUGAUAAUUCCAGGGAUGACCUCCCAGAUGCCUGAUCCAGAUGGCUCAGGGAUGGGUUUAGAUAACCCGGACCAAAAUCUGUACCACCAGCCAACCACAUCAUCGACAGCUGACCCCAACUACAACCAUCAGUUUUCUAUGAAGCUUCAAGCAGUCUCCGUCUACACCGCUUCUCUGACGGUGCAGAUCCCACAUCCAUACAGUAAAAUGUAUAUCCUCUCCCAGUACAACCACACUUUUGUUACAGACAUCAUGCCCCUUAAAAAAAAGAAAGAGGUGAUAACUUUGGACAAGCUAAAACCACACACCAAUUACACCUUCUGUGUGGUUUCUACGAGUAAAACUCAGCGCUAUAAUCACACCUGUCUGACUUUCACCACACGCGCUAUGGGACUAGAGGACCAACGAACCAAUCCAUCAACAACGACCCACUACAUCAUGACCAUCCUGGGAUGUCUGUUUGGCAUGGUCAUUGUGCUUGGAUUUGUCUAUUACUGUCUCAGACGACGGCGUAUCCAGGAAGAGAAAGAAAAAGCUAUAAGUGUUAAGAAAACAAUUCUGGAAAUGAGGUAUGGCCCAGAGGCGGCUGCAGCAGUGGCCAAUGACCCAGGUGCCAUGCAGCGUCUCCAGGAGCAGACUCACCACCAACACCAUCACUCAGGAGGAGCAGGAGGCAAGAUGCCAACAUCUGCCUCAUCAAGCACAGGGAUGCUCCAUGGCUCAGGCAACACCAGUUCUUCCCGUUUAUCUACAUUGCCACAGGUGGAAAAAAUGGCAAGCGCAUUCUCUGAGGCAAUGGGCGGGAAGGGCAACUACAUGGAUGUGAGGACAACAGGAAUGGCAGGGGAAGGCAGGGAGGGAAUGGUAGCAGUUGGAGGUGCAGGGGUAGGGGGGGAAGUAGUCGUGGAUAUGCGAGGUGGGGCUGAGAAUGGCACAGAGGCAGGUGAGGACUCAGAUGACGAUGGCCAUGGCUCAGCAUCAGAGAUCUCCACUAUUGCCAAGGAGGUGGACAAGGUGAACCAGAUCAUCAACAACUGCAUUGAUGCUCUGAAGCUGGAUGCUUCAGCCAAUGUUGUGACCACAGCUGAAAAUGCUAUUUCUGUGUCCUCCUCUCAGCCUCCUUGCAUUGCAUCCCUACCUUGCAGCCGCAACCUCCUGCCCCUCUCUCCAGGCCACCCCGGAGAUCAGAUCAUGGCCUCCUCUCCGAAGGUGCAUCCAAAACCUCACCCUCAGCCACAUCCUCAGCCACAUCCUCAGCAACAUCCUCAGCAACAUCCACAAUCACAUCCUCAGCCACAUCCUCAGUCACAUCUUCAGCCUCACCCCCAGUCUCAUCCACAGCUACAUCAGCAGCCUCAUCCACCCUCUAUGGCACCAGUCCCCCUGGUGAUGCCCCUGUCUGAGCGACCUGGCAUCAGUGGUGGUGGGUUUCUCUCCCCACCUUACCGUGACCCACCCCCGGCCAAUGCAGUACGGCCCCUUCAGAGGCAGUUGAGUGCUGACACUGCUGUAGUGAAGAACCGUUGUGGUGCUCCUACUGCAGGAUCUGUCAAGAACACAAGAGUGUAUAGCAUGGAUAUUCCUGAGCAGCGCAGUGAUCCUCCCAAGUACCCAACGGAAAAGGACAGCCCUGUGGGUUGUGGUGGAGGGGGAGGAAAUGGAGGAGGUGGUGGAGUAGGUGGUUGCAAUGGGAAUGGGAUGGGAAACAUAAAUGGCGGUGGAGUGAGUUUAAAUGGGGGCGGAAUAGGGUGCAAUAAUGGGAGUGGAGUUGGAGGAGGGGUCGUUGGCCCUGGACAACAGCAGCAGCAGCAGCAGCAGCACCAUUUGGAGGUUCAGCCAGACUACCACAGCUCUGAGCACCGCCACUCCUUUCCUGCACUCUACUAUGAGGGUGGCAACGAAUCACCCACACCUGCCCAAAAGGCCUCAUUCCUCAAGCCACUGGGGCGCACCAAGAGGGAUGCCACAGCUGCCUACUCCCAGCUCUCACCUUCUCGUCACCACAACUACAACUCUGGCUAUUCCUCUAGUCCGGAGUACUCAUCUGAGAGCACACUGCGCAUCUGGGAGCGGUUCCGACCUUACAAGAAAAGCCCCAGAGAGGAAGCCUCCUACAUAGCAGCAGGGCACGCCCUUCGUAAGAAAGUGCAGUUUGCCAAGGACGAGGACCUUCAUGAUAUUUUGGACUACUGGAAGGGUGUUUCUGCCCAGCAGAAGCUGUAAGUCAAAGAAGCGGAGUCCAAUGCCCCUAAGGGAGAUUGUGAGAUUAACGUCAACAGCAGACUUAUAAGGAAAUAGAUGUUAACGUAGCAAGACAGAUGAUGUUUCCUCAGAGCUGUCUAGUGAUGUGGAUCAUUCAGCCACUGGAACAGGAGUUAAAGACGUAUCCUCUAUGUUAAUUUUUUCUUUUUUUUCAAAUAUGAUUCUGUGACAGUUCAUUGGCAUUUUUAGAGGUUCUUUCCACAGCUGGUUUUUACCACCACAAUACUGAGUGAUAAUUUACAAGAAUCAAGCUUUUUCACCAGAAUGCCUCAUACUGGGCACUUUGGUCCUCGCAGGCUUCACAGAUCCUUUGACUCCCCAUUAGUAGAGCAAAGCAAAGGUGGUGACAAGCAAGUGUCUUCUACCUCAUUACUGGCACACUGUAGCUGAGCUAUCUCACCAGAAACAGCACCAUUUAUGACUUAAGCCCCGUCCAUCUUUUCUCUAAUCCUGUCAAACCACUGUUCACAAAACAAUCAUUCCAUGGCACCACUAGCACCUGCUCUCCUUUAGAAACAUCAUUUAGGGUAAUAAUGGGGAGCAGGAUGAGGAAUUAGGUGCAUUUGUUUUUGAAUAGCCUGAAUCCCUUCUCUUUGGGGAGGACAUUAAGUGAUACUUAUCAGGCUAAUUGUUCUUCCUGGCAAUUAUCUAGUGGAAGAGAAGGUCGGGGAGGCUCUGUGUUGAGCAUGCUUAUUGAGUGAAACACCUAACUACAUAUGUUCAGUGGUGUGCGUGGACACAUACAUACAGUUUGUGCAUGCUGGUGUGAGUGAUUACAUGUUGGUGGGAGAGAAGGGUUGGGGGUUGAGUCCGAGUCCUGCAUUAUUCUCAGGCUCCUCCACAGCAGCAGAGUGGCCAAUAUAUACAGUAGAUAAGAACCCAGUUGGGUAACUUGUGUGUAUGUGUGUGUGUACAAGAAUAUAUGGUUUUACUCAACCCACCUGUCUAUCUAGAUAACGUGAAGUAAGCCCUUUCCAGACCCACAGGCAUUUUUUCCUCCUGGAGCCCGUUUCUUAUUUACAGGUGUAGCAAAUUCCCUUUGAUAAGGAAAGCUGUGAGGAAAUUUGCAUUUCAAUAGUGUGAGUCAUGCAGAAAUUACUUUAGGGUGGGUUGCGCAGGACUGCAAGACAGGUGUAAGCUGUGUAUAUUAAAGAACACAGUAAUCACAUUUCGGGAUAGGGGCAGAUUGAGAGGAGGUUAGAGGACUGCUCUAGCCGCAUCUCAUUUUGAACAUGCCAGUGUUAAGGAGAUGAGAUAAGGUUCAAUGUGUUUUCAGCUGCAGAUGAGAUCAGCUCGAGGGGGGGGGGAGAGAGAAAUCGUCAAAUACUCCCCACACUACACAGUGAGAUGAAAUGUUAAGCGGAGUGAAGGCCCUAGGGAUAAACUUAAUUCUGCCUCAGACUGGAUUACUCUACACUCAGUAUACAUGAUGCUGUUGUGAUCUGGGUGGUAGGUAGCUUGCAAUGGACCAAAGUGCCCUUGGGAGGUAUGAUUUUGCAGUUUUCUAUUACAUUUGCCUUUCUUUUCCAAUAUGGUUAAUGGAAUACAAGGAAAGCAAAAGAAAGUAACAGCCUUGUUUUAAUUUGGUUUAUUAUUAUUAUUUAGGAUUAAGGUUUGACGUCAUUGUUGUUACAGUAAAAGAAAUGGUUAACAAAGACAGGAGCAAGGCUUGGUAACACUAUGGACACAUCAUUCUGAUGAAUACAAAAAAACAACACAAGCACUUCUCAUCCAUAUAAUUGAACAACAUCUGAACAUCAAUUACCGCUGACUGCUUUAAUUUAUGUGUUUCAGCCCACUAUUCAGAUUCCGUGCAUCUCAAUUGAAAAGAUAUAAAUUCAGAUUUAAAAUGUCUAAUUAAUUCUUUCUCCUCCAUGUUUUUCCUCCCUGCCUGCUACCUCUGUCCAACUAAAUGGGUAUAAAUUAAUGACUAAUCUGCGGAGGGUGAUGUCGCACCAUCAUCUGAGGUCAGAUGAGAGUGCUGAUAUUAUUAACUCUGCCAGACGGAGAGCUUUAUUGAAAUUAAUGACAGCUGCCUUCAUUUCUUUUUUGUCCCUGCCUCCCCCAUCAGACUCUUAACUAUGUUCCAGCUAUGAACACUGUUCCCGUCAGUUGAGCUUACAAGGAAACAUAGAUGAAUUGCUAUAAUCUUAAAUCAGAUUUACACUUCACUACAACUGUGCAGGUCAAAGUAAACUAGUCUGGGAUCAUUAUCAUUCCUCCUCUAAGUCUUUUUGGCUGGGAUUACUAAUAUUCACCAGGCCUGUAAUGCCUUCCGGUUUGAUUAUCUGUUAAUGUUAACUGUGAUACCAUCAUUUUUGACAGGGCUUGAAAUUACCCACAGUUCGAGGUGUGAGUUUGAUAGUGGGAAAUGAAAGUGGAAGAUGGCAUUUACUCUUUAACCUAUAAAGAUCUCCGUCUACCGUUUGGACCCGAAAGGUCAGCUACUACUACUACUACUACUCAGUAUAUCUGUUGUAACAUAAUAUUAUGUUUGUGUGCAUAAAGAGCAUGUUGUAUCUUACCAAAAAAGUACGUAGAAGAUCGAGCAAAAUACGGUUCACGUCUGUGAGCACCACAAAUUAAACAUUAAUAUCCACUUCAAUCGUGUGUUGGAAGAAACCUUGAAGAUAUAUCAAAGCCAGACUAUUUGAUUACCUACAUACCUCGAGGGGUAACAUGGAAAAUAUGCUUUGUCAAUUAUUGGAACUGACGAAUUAAUUAUGCUGUAAUGAAAAAAUGUCAGUUUUUACUCACCCCAUCUAUUACUGCUUUUGAUACUCUCGCCUCUACUUCUGACCUUUCUACGUCGUUUAUGGGAGCCGGUCCGAUGGAAGCUAUAGUGUUCACAAUAAGAUGUCAAAGGCACAUCAUUACUCUGCUAUUAGAUCAAUAGAACUUAAUUUGGGCGAGUGGGACCACAUAAAAAAAAAAAAAAAAAGAAACACUGAGCAAAUUCCCUUGGGCGCUCAGUUGGACAGGCUCCAUUUUUUAUGAAGCCGUUGUUCUAUUGUGGCCUUUUGUUCAAACUCCACUGGCAGCUCCCCUUCGCGUUAGGUCCAGGGAAACACCAAUCAAUUAGUUUUAGAUUAGUACCACAGGCUAUAAGGUGGUGGAAGUUUUUUAAGAAUAAUGACUUCAUUUGGAAGAACACGGGGCAAUCAAGCGGAGGUUACCUGCGUAUGUCUUUCUAACCCUAACCCUAGGUAAUGUCUUUUUGUAGAUGUAAAGAACAUUAGCUGAGUUCUUCAUUGGUACAGUGUGACCAAUUUAGAUAAGUUAUACAAAAAAAAAAACAACAAAGAAAACAUAUCUGUCCAACUGUCCAGUAACUGAUGGAGUGUAGAGUUGCUCUCUAGACUUUUCUGCCUUGUUCAUGUAAAGGCACACGUUGGUAACAGUCCAUGCACGGUGACCAAGCCUUGCUCCUCUUCCUCAAUACAUACUCAGUGACAUGUAUUCAUUGACAGGAGUUAUUUUGAGUUGGCAGCAAGGUUUCUGAUCCUUCCUUACAGUGAGGAGGGUGUCUGACUCUAGCCCUCAGGGACCAGAUUCCACAAUUUCCACGAGACUGACGGAUGUACAGAUGCUGUGCCGUUCCUUGGGGAUUGUGGUGAUGUGUCUCCUAUCCAGUCUGUCCAAUUAGCUAUGAUGAAUCAAUGUGAAAGAAAAAAAAACACACACACACACAAUUCAGACAGCAUAAUGUGUGACAGUCUCUGAGGAGUAGAGUCAAACUCUCUCUUUGCCCAGGGCUGUGAAUCCAAGGAUUACAUUGGAACUGGUUAUCGGCCGUGGAGCCUGCUCUAACGAAAUGACAAAACUCAAAUUUCUUGGCACUGAAAACAGGAGGCCCAGUGAAUGGUUUAUGUCAACAUUAUAGUGGUUGUGAUAAACAGGUACUUGGGGAGGAACAACUCUGAACAUUCAAAAAGCCCUUUUUCCCAUAAGAAAAAAGGGCUUUGAUUAAUAUAUGAAUCUAAGAACAAGGAUAACGUCACAAAUUCAAGGGGUACACUGUUUUAGACAAUAUCACUGGCUGCCUCGGGGACUCAUUGCUACACAAGUUUGGUUUCUCAUUUCAUUUUCUCUCUUUCAUUUUUUUUUUUUUUUUUUUUUUGAAGCUCAGGCUUAUUGAAAACCACAGAUCAAUAUCAUGGAAAACCAUAGAACAACCCUCCAGACUGCCUCCCUUUAGAGUCGUAGUUGCUCUAAAUGUUAACCUCUGGCACAGAAACUGUAGACUUGCAAUGGCUCCCUAGGAAUGGUAGCGAGGUCUUUUUUGCUCCUGUUUAAUUAAACCCUUUGAAUGCAUACAGUUAGGUCCGCGGUUGGAGACACUGGCUUUGUUCGAAUGCUUUAAACAUUAAAACAUUUUACGGAUAGAAGCUGGCUUCUCACUUGCAGGGGCAAACCCAGAAGCAUUCCUCUUUCUGUCCCCUUGCUCCUCUUUACUAUGAAGUUGAUGGACCAGAACCAAAACCUAUGCUGUGAAUAUUACUUUUUAUCUCCUGGAGUUUAAUUUAGAAAGUGAGAGUCUUGGGACAGAAGUUAAGCGAUAGAGGGUAUUCCAAAAAAAUGAAAAAAAAAAAAGAAAAAAAUAUUUUUAAAAAAUCUAUAAAAAAAAUAAUAAUAAUUGUCCCUAGAAGUUAA
Molecule: messenger RNA, 8522 nt
Organism: Mugil cephalus (flathead mullet)
Lineage: Eukaryota; Metazoa; Chordata; Actinopteri; Mugiliformes; Mugilidae
Product: protein phosphatase 1 regulatory subunit 29-like
Exons: 8
Coding region: 825-3830 (1001 amino acids)
Cellular component (GO): plasma membrane
Molecular function (GO): protein binding
Source: RefSeq, a predicted model, not a curated record